CUCAGAUGACUUGUGAUGGCACACUCUUAGCAUACAGAUUUAUUAAAACGACGACCAUUCUCGAUUUUUUAUUUUUUUGCCAUGUUAUACUUGAGUUGUUGCCAUACUUGUUUUUCAGUAUAAGGUACAGGGUCAAUCAACAGUGUGACAGGAAAGGGAAAAAGGAGGCUAUAAGCAUAAAAAAAAUUUAAAUUCAAGGAUUCCUCUUUUGAGAAGAAGCUUAUACAACAGAAUCAGUACCAAUUAUUGUCAGGAGGACAAAACAGCAUCUUUUCCAGAAGGACUUCUGCAGUGCCAGAAUGGGUUCCAGUCAGAGCAGUGACAAACUCCACUGUAAUCGUUAUCUGAAAGGACAGGGUCCUAAUUCACUGGUACAACAAGUGAAUAAAAAGGUGGAUGGAAGGAUCAUCCCAUCAGUUGGAUGUCAACCCAAAGGCAAGAUGACCUGGGAGAUUCUCCACAAAAACAUACCAGGUUUCCCUGAUGACCAAACACUGAAGAUCACUUAUGUCUUUCCUGAAGGAAUACAGACAGAGCCCAGGCAGUCUAUCAGGGCUUUCAAACCAGAGAUUGUGUGCAGGAACCAAACAGUACAGAGUAGAGGACACAGGUGUGGAAUUCAAAAAGAGAAACACCCCAAUCCGGGACAGCCAUAUACAGGGAGUCAGAUGUGUACAUACCUCCCUGACAACCAUGAGGGCAAGACUGUCCUCACGUUGCUGGAAAAGGCUUUCAACCAGCAGCUGUUGUUUACCAUUGCUAUCGGUGAAAGUGGAGACGAUGUUGUCACAACAGCCUCUGUUCCAUUAAAAAUACAACUGGAAGAAGAGGGAAGCAUGAUUGAUGGCUACCCUGAUAUGAACUACCUGAUGACAUUGAAUAAGGUUCUGAGAAAUAAAGGCAUUAAGUAAGACACGACUGGAUACCCUUUACCUGUCGGAUGCAUGAAGUCUGCAGCCAUAUUUGCCUUGUGUUGUUGGAAGAUAUGUACACUUUUCCGCAAACAUUGGAAUUAUAUCACUGUGGUUCUUAACAAGAUUAAUGUUGUAAAAUGUUACAAUUCCUACAUACAGUAUGAAUAUGUUUAAAGUUUGAUUAAAACUUAUGUGACAAAUCA
Girardinichthys multiradiatus is the source of this 1117-nucleotide messenger RNA. It is a transcript of the gene dtx3la, whose product is annotated as deltex E3 ubiquitin ligase 3L1. The record is from RefSeq and is a predicted model, not a curated record. NCBI's taxonomy places the organism in Eukaryota, Metazoa, Chordata, Actinopteri, Cyprinodontiformes, Goodeidae. Gene Ontology annotation, biological process: protein ubiquitination; Notch signaling pathway. The transcript has 7 exons. Bases 300 to 911 code for a protein of 203 amino acids.